AUGUCCCACGGGCCGCCGCAACCUCCUCCGCCGAAUCUUUUCGGUUUUGGCCCUGUCGCCGUUGGGGACGUCGGUUACGGUCCCGCCGAUGUACAAACCUCGCAGAUGGGCACCGGCCCAACCCAGGACGAUGCCAUGAUGUCCCUCAUGGACGGGUCCAUGUUCAAUCCCUUCGACACCAUGUCCAUGAGCCUCGACGGCGCCGACGACGUCAAUCUCGCGCAAUCCUUCACCCCGGUCACCACCGCCGCUGCCACCCCCCAAGGCGCCAUGAUGCGCACUGACAACGCAGUUUUCACGCCCGGCGGCGGCCCCACGACGGAUGGCAAUGCUCCCGGGGCGGGACCCCUCCCCACCACCACCUUCGGCCAGAUCAACUUCCCCGGCGGCAGCACCCUGACUGAGUUUACCAAGCGGAGGAACUGGCCGGCCAAGGUCGUCGAGGAGCUCAAGGACUUCCUGCAGAUCCUCGACGCCAACGGGCGCAUCUCGCACGUGUCGCCCAGCAUCACCACCCUGACGGGCUACGCGACCGAGGAUAUCGUAGGGACCUUCUUGAAGGAUUUCAUACAUCAGGACGACGUCGGAGUCUUUGUCGCCGAGCUCAACGAGUCGAUCGCGACCGGCAAUCCGCUGCGCAUGUUUUACAGGUUGCGGAAGAAGGAUGGGAACUAUGCCAUUUUCGAGUCGGUAGGCCACGCCCACAUCGCCGCCGCCAAGUUCGCGCCCAACCCCAACAAUCAGUCGCCCUUUUGCCAGGCCGUCUUCAUGAUGUCCCGGCCGUACCCGACCAAGAACACGACCCUCCUCGAUUCGUUCCUAGAACACAAGAUUGAGAACGAGAGGCUAAAACGUAGGAUAGCGGAGCUCCGCAAAGAAGAAGCGGACGAUGUGGACGAGGCCCAGAAGCAGUGGCGGCAGAGCCAGGAGGGCAGGUCAGAAAUCGCGGCGUCCGAGACUACGAUGAUGACGCCCUCGACACCCUACCACCACGGCAUGGACUCCAUGGUCCCCGGGUCCGAGCGCAUGCCCGAGGGCGCGCUGACGCGGGAGAACCUGCAAGGUGUCGUCGGCAGCAGGCCAGAUUCGCUGCGGGAGAAGAUGGCUCGCUACGAGGGCGCCACGCACGCCGAUACCAUUGAGAUGCUGACGGGCCUGAGGUACCAGGAGGGCGAGAGGAGCCGGGGCAUCACGACCGGCAACGCGAGCCCGACGCUGAUCAAGGGCGACGCCGGCAUCGCCAUCCCCAUGGACCGGGACCCGAGGACGGGAGAGAAGAAGAAGAAGCUCAAGGUCGCCGAAGAAUACGUUUGCACUGAUUGCGGCACACUCGAGUCGCCCGAAUGGCGCAAGGGACCAAGCGGGCCCAAAACGCUAUGCAACGCCUGCGGUCUGCGGUGGGCCAAGAAGGAGAAGAAGAGCAAGAGCAUCUCCGGCGGCGCAAAUCCCAUGGUCGACUCCUCCGCGGCUUGA
Molecule: messenger RNA, 1473 nt
Organism: Thyridium curvatum
Lineage: Eukaryota; Fungi; Ascomycota; Sordariomycetes; Thyridiales; Thyridiaceae
Exons: 3
Coding region: 1-1473 (490 amino acids)
Biological process (GO): regulation of DNA-templated transcription
Molecular function (GO): sequence-specific DNA binding; protein binding; zinc ion binding
Source: RefSeq, a predicted model, not a curated record